AUGCCGGUGAAACGCAGCGAUCGCGGACGGAACGCGUCCAACCACGCGUCUGAUCUUCCCAGUCCCGACGCAGCACCCGCUCUACCCAACCACGAGGUCCGGCCUGGGUGGAAUGCAAACGCAUCUCAGAACAUCUCAGAAGCAUAUAAGAAUGUGGAGGCCGUCGCGGCCGAAGUAGCGCUUUAUCGCAAGGAACUGGAAGAAUCGCAGAAAGAGGUCAAUCAGCUCCACAAGAAGAUCGCCGACCUAAAAGAACUCGUUCAGUCAGUUACCGUUAGGGAUACCCACUACGUUGCCUAG
Molecule: messenger RNA, 300 nt
Organism: Penicillium samsonianum
Lineage: Eukaryota; Fungi; Ascomycota; Eurotiomycetes; Eurotiales; Aspergillaceae
Exons: 2
Coding region: 1-300 (99 amino acids)
Source: RefSeq, a predicted model, not a curated record